AUGACCAAAUGGAUCCACAGAAACUUCUUUCCGUGCUUCUUUGGCCGCUCUUGUCUGAUUCCCAACACGGGCUACAUCGCCGAGAGUGCUACCAGUCUGCUGGACCGCCAGCUUCAGACCCACAUAGUCCCUUACACAGAUAUCGUGACACUCUCGUCAGACAGCUUCUACUAUCCCUUCUACGAGAAAAUCGGCUACGUGCUGCGCAAGAAGAAGCCCAGACACAAGGUCGGCUCCUUCCAGCUGUAUUUGGACGGCUACGUGGGGGCAGACGAAUUUUUCAGAAGACACCCGCUCCCGCAUCAGGGCCCGGCACAAACAGCCACCACCCAGACCGCCGGAACGUUCGAAUGGACCGCAGACACGCUUUCGCAACUACAGCGGGAGAUCGAAAAACUUGUCAUUCUCGACUUCAUCGUCAGAAACACCGACCGUGGCCUUGACAACUGGAUGCUCAAGAUAGAGCACGAGAACGGCCGCGCGCAGGUCCGGCUCGGGGCCAUCGACAACGGGCUGUCGCUGCCAUGGAAGCAUCCAAACGAGUGGCGGUCGUUCCCCUUUGGAUGGCUGUUUCUUCCAAUCUCCAUCAUUGGCCAGCCCUUCUCUGUGCAGACAAGAAACCAUUUUCUGCCCCUGCUGACCUCGAAGGCGUGGUGGGAGGACACGAGCGUUCUGUUGCGCGAGAUGCUGAGCCGCGACCCGGGCUUCAAAGAGCGCAUGUUUCGCAAACAACUGGCUGUACUGAAGGGACAGGCUUGGAACGUGGUGCAAACGUUGCUGGUGCCGGGCCAGAGCCCGCUGGACCUGGCACGCAAGCCACGCAUGCUGGUGGAGGACUCUGAGAUCGAGGUGCCGUUCACCAACCCGAUCCCGAUGAUUGUGAACGCGAUGGAGUCCUCGAUCACCGACAGCUCCAUUCCCGUCGGCAAAGACCUGCAGAACAACUGGAACUCGUAUUUGUCCGGCAAGAUCGAUGAGUCCAAGUGGGAGGAGGGAAACACCAGCAUCCUGGAUCAGGGAAUCCAGCUGGUUAGCGUGGGGACGAAAACGGUGAUUGUGGAGCGGCUGCAGCCGGUGACUUCGCGACCACCCGUUUUUACAUGUUGUUAA
Molecule: messenger RNA, 1110 nt
Organism: Ogataea polymorpha
Lineage: Eukaryota; Fungi; Ascomycota; Pichiomycetes; Pichiales; Pichiaceae
Exons: 1
Coding region: 1-1110 (369 amino acids)
Biological process (GO): Golgi organization; phosphatidylinositol phosphate biosynthetic process; endosome organization
Cellular component (GO): trans-Golgi network; fungal-type vacuole membrane; plasma membrane
Molecular function (GO): 1-phosphatidylinositol 4-kinase activity
Source: RefSeq, a predicted model, not a curated record